CCUGAUUCUCGCUACUGUCAGAGCAAAAAUGUCUGCUCACUUAUCCUAUGGAAGAGUCAAUUUAAACAUUUUGAGAGAAGCAGCGCGGAAGGAGCUCCGUGAGUUUUUGGACAAAUGUGCAGGAAGCAAGGUAAAACGCCUGGAUUAAAGCGUAAAAAAAUUACAAAACCUUUUACCUUGUUUUAAUCCGAAUUGUCUGUUCAACACUAGCUAGCAUUCUAGGCUAUCAUCCACAUAAAAAAUAAUUGGGUUGUUGUGGUACAUAGUCAUCCACAUAGUUAGUAGCUAAAUAGAUGCAGUUGAUUCAAGGGUCAACUUUGGAACUCAAACUGUAUUUAUGUGUCUAAAAUUGUUGUUGACUGUCCUUAGGCUGUUGUGUGGGAUGAAUACCUGACUGGACCCUUUGGAUUGAUAGCACAAUAUUCCUUGCUGAAGGUAAGACUGGCUAAAAUGUGUACUUCGGUGUGUAGACCUAACACUUUUUUAUAAGAGAGUCUGACAGAAUGGCAACAAUGAAUCCUUGUGUUUUCAAAGGCUCACAUUACAGCAAUAGCAAAAUGUCAAGCUGGUUGUUGACAGAUAUGUCUUCUUUAUAUCUUCUAGGAACAUGAGGUGGAGAAGAUGUUCACCCUCAAAGGGGGGCGUCUCCCUGCUGCUGACGUGAAAAAUAUCAUAUUCUUUGUCCGUCCCAGACUGGAACUGAUGGAUAUUAUAGCAGAGAAUGUCAUCAGGUCAGCAUCCCAGGGGGAGGUGAGGGAGUAGCACAAACUGGGGUCUCUACGGAAUGUGACCAUCAGUGUGCGGUCGUUGGUGGUGAACAGGGUUGACUUCUUGGCGUUCAUGUGUAGUGUGAUGAAUAUGAGUGAUCAGGUUAAGAAAAAGUCUGCAUGCAUAGAUGUGGCGGUACGCACGGCCAAAGAUUUUUCCUGGGAAUUACAGAAGCAACCUAUUAAGUGUUUUUUGCAGUCCUUCAAUGGAACGCUAGAAGCUUAAUAGCUAACGGGCAGGAGUUUAAGAAGUUUGUAUAUGACAUGGAAGUAGUGCCAGAUGUAGUGUAUGUCCAAGAGGCAUGGCUCAAACCUCAGCUGGAGUUUGUGAUUCCGGGAUUCAGUUCAGUAUGGUGUGAUAGAGGGGAGGGGUCGGGUGGGGGUUGUGCUACGUUUGUUAAAGAGGGGAUGGCGUACAGCGUAUUGGAGAUACAGGAAUUGGAAUGUGUGGGGAUAGAAAUAUGUAGGAAUAGAGGUAACAAUUGUAAUAGUUAAUUUCUAUAACCCCUGCAAACCUCUCAUGUUAGAACAGUUAGAAGGGAUUGAUAGGACAUGUAGGGAUAGGAAGGUAAUAUGGUGUGGUGAUUCUAAUGCCCAUAAUGAAAUCUGGGGAAGUACGCAUAAAGAUAACAAUGGGAGUAUAGUCAAAGAAUUUAUGGAUAACAGGAUUAGUGUGUGUUAAUGAUGGGAGGGGGACGAGAAUCAAUGUGGCGAGGGGUACAGAGUUUUCCUUGGACUUGACAUUGGUGUCUCCCGAGUGGCGCAGUGGUCUAAGGCUAGCUGUGCCACUAGAGAUCCUGGUUCGAAUCCAGGCUCUGUCGUAGCCGGCCGCGACCGGGAGACCCAUGGGGCGGCGCACAAUUGGCCCAGCGUCGUCCAGGGUAGGGGAGGGAAUGGCCGGCAGGGAUGUGGGUUCGAUUCCCACGGGGGGCCAGUGUGAAAAAAUAAAAAAAAUAAUGUAUGCACUCACUAACUGUAAGUUGCUCUGGAUAAGAGCGUCUGCUAAAUGACUAAAAUGUAAAUGUAAAAUGUAUCUGCGGCGGUGCCAGGGAGGUGUGAAUGGGAAGGGAGGAGAGAAACCACGGUAGUGAGUGAUCAUUUUCCAGUUCGAUGUAAGGUCAAUAUGGAUGUGUGUAUGCAGAGUAGAGGCAAUAACAUGAGGUGGUGCUGUUAGAAAGCUAACUGGAAGAUGUUCAAGUACCUGUGUGAGCGGGCAGGACAAAAAUGAUCAAUGGAGGGGUCUGUGGAUGAGGCAGUAACGUCUGUAAUUAUAUCAGCUGCAGAUGUGACUGUUCCAGUGUGUUUGGGGGGAGGAAGACGGCGGGUGGUGCCAUGGUGGACAGAUGAGUGCUCAAAGGUGGUGCGGGAAACGGAUAUAGCUCUACAGGUACUUAGGAAUGGCUUGACAGAAAGGAAUAUCAUGGAGUAUCAAAGCAAGAGAGCGACGGUGAGAAGAACGAUUAAGAUAGCGAAAGGGAGGCAUGGCGGGAAUUUUGCUCCACUAUUGGUAGAGGGACCGAAAUUGGUGCAGUUUGAAAAAAUUAUGGGGAAGGGAAUUCCAUGUUGGUAGACGGAAAUGUCACAGCUGUAUCAAGUAAAGAAAAGGCAAAGUCCUGGUGCAUUUGCAGCGGUCCAUAGAUGUGAGCACCUUUGUGAUGAGAGUAAGAGGAGACGUAGGGAAAAGUUAAAGGAGCGUGGAGAUGUUUUAAAGAAAAAAGGGGAGUCAGGAGGAGCUAUGGAUGCAGUUUUCUAUGUUUGAGAUGACAAGGACGUUGGAGGGCUGCGGGCGGACUGCUCCUGGAGAAGAUAGGCUGUGUUAUGUGAUGUUUAAGCAUGCACCGAACAGUGUGUUGGAAGCAGUGUUAGGGUUGUAUAAUAAGUUGUGGAGGACAGGGGUGAUACCUGCUGGGUGGAAACGUGCGGUGGUGUUGUCGUUUGUAAAUCCAGGUAAAGAUCCCGCUAGGGUGGGCAGUUAUAGGCCUAUCGCGCUGACAUCCAACAUGUGUAAAUUGAUGGAAAAGAUCAUAGUGAGUAGGAUGAUGUAUUUCUUGGAAGUUAGGGGUUUGAUGAGCGUAGCACAGAGUAGGUUCAGGAGAGGGAGUCUGCCAUGGAUGCCCUGGUGACAGUUAGUACAGAGAUAGCCAAGGCCCUGACAUUAAAAGAGGUGUUGAGUGUUGUGUAUUUUGACAUUGAGAAAGCUUACGAUACCUUGUGGAGGGAAGGGUUCUUGAUCAAGUUGAGUGCAUUGGGGGACGUCUGUAUAACUGGAUCAUGGACUACUUGUUCAAUCGAGUUAUACGGGUGGGGUGGGGUCAGAAUUGUCAAUGCGGUUUGAAGUGGACAAUGGCAAUCCUCAGGGAAGUGUGGUUAGUCCGGUGUUGUUCACCCUGAUGAUAGAUUACAUAUUUAAGGAUGUGGGACAGGGAGUGGGUGUAUGGCCUUGCAUGCUGAUGAUGGGGAACAGAGGUGGGAAUGUAAAAUUUGUGAUGAGGAAGAUCCAAGAAGCUGUCGGAGUUGUGCUAGAUUGGUCUUUGACCUGGGGGUUUAGGAUGUCUGUGGCCAAGUCCUGCUUUAUGGUGUUUUCUAGGAAGAAGGUUAAAGAUGUUAGGCUGCAAAUAUAUGGUCAGGAUAUAGUCAAUUUGUAAGUCGCUCUGGAUAAGAGCGUCUGCUAAAUGACGUAAAUGUAAAUCUAAAUGUAAUGCACUAAUUUGUAAGUCGCUCUGGAUAAGAGCGUCUGCUAAAUGACGAAAAUGUAAAUGUAAUAUAGGUAGGGUGUCAGAGUUUCAUUAUUUAGGUAUGUGGUUUGAUGAGAGGCUUAGGUGGAAGAGACAUGUUGAGCAUAUUGAAAUUAAGUGUAGGAAGGUGCUGAAACCUCAUGAGGGCAGUGGCAGGAUGUGAUUGGGGGUCGGAUAGACAAACACUGUUGUAUAUGUAUCAGGCAUUGAUCUGAUCAGGUCAUCUAUGGAUUAUGGGUGCUUUGUGUAUGGAUCAGCAGCCAGAACGGUACUACAGCGCCUGGAUAGGAUACAUUCAAGGGCCCUGAGAUUGUGUGUGGAUGCCUUCAGGACGACACCUGUUGAGGCAUUGCAGGUGGAUAGUGGGAAACUGCCACUGAGGAUAAGGCGGGACAAACUUGCAUUAGCGUACUGGGCGAGUUUGAAAGAGAGUUCAGAAGGGGAAUUCUGGGAGCGAGGAGUAGGUAAGCAGAGGGCGUACGGGUGGACAAUCGGGCAGAAAGCGGUAGAAUAUGGACUGGGGGAGAUAGAGAUAGGGACAGUAAUUGCAUUGGGGAACUUUCCUCCGUGGCUGUUUCCGAAACCAAGUGUAGAUGUGGACAUGAUUGAGGGUAGGAGAGAAUGGGGUGAGGACGUGAGUCGUUGUGUGGAGAGAUACAGUAAAUAGAUAAUCUGUUUUAUUCAUUUUUAAGGAUAUAUACAGAUGGUUCAAAGGAUCCAGUCAGUGGUAGGGUGGAGGCAGGGGUGUAUAUCCCAGAUUUCAAUGUUAGAGUAUGUAAGCGGUUAACUGAUUAUGUGUCAGUGUAUGCGGCCGAGUUGAUGGCCAUGAUUAUUGGUUUGAGAUGGAUGGAGGAGGUAAAACCACAGAGUGGUGAUCUGCUCUGAUUCGGGUGCAGUGUUGAGUAGUGUGAAGACGGGCAGGUCAGAUAGGGGAGACUUGUUUGUUGAGAUGAUGGUGCUGUUAAUGGGAUUGGAGAGGAUGGGAGUGGUGGUAAGCUUUUGCUGGGUUCCCGCCUAUGUGGGUGGGGAGGGUAAUGAGAAGGCCGAUGUGGUGGCUAAGAGUGCGGUGAGGAGAGAGGGGGUAGAUAUUCAGGUCCCGCUGGGCCGGAGGGAAGUCAAGUCCUUGAUCUGGGCAAAAGGACAUGAUCUUUGGCAAAGGGAGUGGGAUGCUAGUAGUAAGGGGAGGCAAUUUUAUCGCAUGCAUCAGUCAGUUAAGGAAGAGAUGGGGAGUAUGGGAUGUAGGAGAGGAAGUUUUGUGGAGUAGAUUACGGUUUGGGCACACAGGUUUGAAUGCUAUGUUAUGGAUGAUAGGGAGACAUGAAACAGGUCUGUGUGAUGACUUUUUAGUGGAGGAAACGGUGGAGCAUGUGUUGAUAUUUUGUGAACUGUUUGACGUAGAUAGGGAGAGAUUGUGUGAAAGGGUUGAGAGGCUGGACAGGGUUGGGGUUUGGGUGGUGUAGUGGGGGGAGGGAAGUGGUGUCUAUGGUGCUAUUUCAUUUUCUUGGAGGAACAGGACUAAUGAUAAUUUAAUAUAGGUAGGCCGUAACUGGCCUCACAAUCCAGUACAGUAGGUGGCGGUGUAUGCACCUUAAAAGUUGGAUGUGAUCCGACAACCCAAUCUCAAAGAAGAACAAGAAGAAGAAGGUCAACAUCACAUUAUCUCACUGGCAUUAGGGGUGUAACGUUUAAAUGAGUUUGGGCUGGUUAACGUUUAGAAAACUUUUUUCAAACUUUUCUUUAGCCAUAUUAAAAUCACAGUGCAGUUAUCACAGAACUACCACUAACAGGUCCCGAUCAUCAUCAUCAUAAAGGCAUAAAUACAAAUUCACUGCAACGAGCCAUCACUUUGAUGAAAAGUGGGACAUGAAGUUCCAUGUACUGACAACUGAGAACAUGGAGGAGAGGCACACAACAGAGAACCUAAAAUGGCAUUAAAGGAUACAUUUUCUUAUUUACAACCACAUUUCUACUUUUGAUCUAAAUGGCAUCUAAUAGAAGGGUCCAGACACCUUUUUUGUGAUUUCAUAUGUUUUUGAGAAACUUACCGCAAAUCACUUCCUCAUCCUUGUUGUGUAGUAUGGGGGCCCCUAAAAAACAUGAACAAAGGCUACAAAAACACCCAAAUACAUCCUUUUAGAAACAGCAAAGUUCUCACUAUAGUGAUGCAGGGCUUCAGAUGCCCCUUGGCAUAGAUUCUACAAGUGUCUGGAACUUUCUGUGUGAAAGCACCCCAUGCUUUCAAUAUUCUUUCUAUCCCUCGUUUACUCAAGUGUUUCCUUUAUUUUGGCAGUUACUUGUAGAAUGGACGGAGAGGUAUUGCUCGAGUCGCAACAAAAUGGAAUAUAACGUUGCGGAUAAAGUUUGGAAUGACAGAAUUUCAUGUGUACAACAUCUAAAGACCUGCAUCACCAUACUGUGAGCUUUGCUAUUUCUAAAAGGACGUAUUUGGGUGUUUUUGGAGCCUUUGUUCAUGUUUUUUUUUUUUUCGGGACCCCGUACUACAAAACGAGGAUGAGGAAGUGAUUUGCUGUUUGGGGUAAGUUUCUGAAAAACAUGUCUGGACCCUUCUAUAACUUCCAUUUACAUAAAAAAUAGAGAUUUCGUUGUAAAUUUUUUUGGGAUCCUUUAAUACCAUCUUUGUUGAGUAGGUGGGGGAUAGCGGUAAGGUGAACACGGUCUAGCUGGUAGGUAGCCAGGACUGCGGUACAUUGAACUGCAUUGCCCCCUAGCGGUCAUGCGUGACCAUAUCUGAAUUUGGAAUUCACGUCAUUUUCAAAUGUUUUACAUUUGUCAUAUCCCUAUGUUAAACACUGUCCUUGUUUUUGGAGUAAUGCUGCAGCCAGUAUUGCAUCUGGGUGGGUGUGGAUGGGUUUUGCUUUCCCUCUUAUAGCGUAUCUCUUGUGUUCAAUGUGUGUUCCUGCAGUGAGGAUAAGAUGCAUUCCCCACGUGACUUCCACAUCCUGUUUGUGCCCCGGCGGAGCAUGCUCUGUGAGCAGCGGCUGAAGGAGCAGGGGGUCCUGGGCUCGUUCAUCAACAUAGACGAGUACAUCCUAGACCUCAUCCCCUAUGAUGGAGACCUGCUCUCCAUGGAGUCUGAGGGGGCCUUCAGGGUAGGUUAGGACAGGGACAUGCACAUAGACACAACACAUGUCCCAGUGCAUAGGCCCAGUAAGGCUCAGGUCCAAAGCUAUCGUUUGUAUUGUAUGGGGUAAUAACCCAUUCAUGUGCCCUGCCUGUCUGUUUUAGGAAUGCUAUCUAGAAAGUGACCAGACAAGUCUUUACCACACCGCCAAGGGCCUUAUGACUCUCCAGGCUCUGUAUGGGACCAUCCCCCAGAUAUUUGGGAAAGGGGAGUGUGCACGGGUGAGUAUAGGGAACGACUUGGGACUUCAUUAGGUUUAGAAUUCCAUAUUGGCAGCAGUGUUGUUAUUAGUUAUUUGGAAAUGUAAAAUAUUACUCAUUACAUUUAACAAAAGUAAAGCGGUACUCUACAAUAUGAAUUUGUGUGGAAAGUAACGUGUUAUAUUACCAGUUAUAUUACUUUGCAUUACUUUCAUGUAAAAAUCUCACAGUUUGUUUGACUAUCGGAGGGAGCAAGGCGAGCCGUAUGCGCUCUACCAAAGAUAGUCUACUAACUAAAGAUUUCCACACACUUAACGUGCGUAGAUCUACACGUGUGCAUACUCUUGGGUGGAGUCAGAAUUUAUUGGAGCACCUUUUGUAACAUGAUACCCUCGCUGGUCCAUGUGUUUUUAGACCCCCUAAUAGUAACAUACACAAGGGGGUGAUAGCAUAGAUUUUCCUGUUGUUGUCUUCCCAUUUGUGGCAAAAUCAAAGAAGAAUCACGUUUUAAACUUCAUCACCACUGUUAACAAAUUUUUAUGAAAACCAACUACAUAUUUGAUUGAUAGCUACAUGUAACGAAAGUUUAGGUUUGUUUUAAAUUACCUCGUUUUGUGCCUGCCAGUUGGCUGUAGGCUACUCUGCUAGCAGCUUGCUAGCUAGCUGGCUAAAAACAGCCAGGAAGCUAGCCUUUUAGCUUCCCACAUCUACCCAUGUGAAAUAAUCAGAUCUAUAAUUAAAUAGUAUGCCCUGACAAGUGUAACCUACAACAUUAGACCCAUUUUAUAUGCUGCUUGAAUAUAUUAGCUCCCAUAUCAGCUAAAAAUAGAAUGCUAUCAUUUUUGCUGAUGGAGAAAAUGAAAGCACAUGGCUUGGGGCUGUUUUUAGGUAGUCAAUCAGGUAGUUAUUACUUCGUAACAAAAUACCUUUGUGGGGGAUUCUAAUAAGGCUACAAUGUUGUUUGGUUAAUUGUUUGAAGAGUCACUGAGAUUAUAUUUUGUUAUCAAUGCAAAAUAGACCACUUAUUUAAUGCCAAGCUAAACUAAGACAGCAAUCUUGAAGUUGAAGUGAUUUUGAAGUUGAUUAGCUUCCCACAUCACCAUGUGAAAUAAUCCGAUUUAUAAUUAAGCAAUAUGGCCAGAGGGGUGUGUGGUAUAUGGCCAAUAUACCACGGCUAAGGGCUGAUCUUAUGCACAACGCAACGCAGAGUGCCUGGAUACAGCCCUUAGCCAUGUAUAUUGACAAUAUACCACAAACCCCAGAGGUGCCUUAUUGCUAUUAUAAGCUGGUUACCAACUUAAUUAGAGCAUUAAAAAUAAAUGUUUUGUUGUACCCGGUAUACGGUCUGAUAUACCACGGCUGUCAGCCAAUCAGCAUUCAGGGCUCGAACCACCCAGUUUAUAAUUAAAUAAUAUACCCUGGCAAAUAUUCUUAUACUUGCCGGUGCCUACAACAUUAUCCUAAUUUGAUAUGCUGCUUCACUGUAUUCACUCCCAUAUCAGCUAAAAAUAGAAUGUCAUCAUUUUUAGUCAUGGAGAAAAACAAGCACAUGGCUAUCUGUUUUUGCGUUUCAAAAUAGCCUAGAAUAACGUUAUCACUUCUAAUCAAAAUACCUUUUGGGGGGAUUCUAAUAAGGCUACAAUGUUGUUUGGUUUAUUGUUUGAACAGUUGCUGAGAUGAAAUUUGGUUUUCAAUGCAAAAUAGGCUGCUUAUUUAAUGCCAAGCUAAACCAAGAUAGCAAUCUUGAAGUUGAAGUGAUUUUGAAGUUGAUUAGCUUCCCACAUCGCCAUGUGAAAUAAUCAGAUUUAUAAAUAAAUAAUAUGCCCUGGCAAAUGUUUGUGUACUUGUCGAUGUAACCUACAAUGUUAUCCCAGUUUAAUAUGCUGCUUGAAUGUAUUCACUCCCAUAACAGCUAAAAAUAGAAUGUCCAAUAGCCUACUUCUAAACAAAAUACACUUUUGGGGGGGAUUCUUUUUUUUAAACGUUUUUUUUUUGUUUUUCAGACAACAGACAAUAAACAACAUUUCCCAGACAUGGAUCCACUAAACUAGACAUGACGUUGGCUGGGACUUAAAGCCCAACCUUCAACAUAAAAAAACAUUAUUGACAUCAUACUUGCUAAAACCUACAUGUUCCCACAGUAUCCAUAUCCAUCUUUGUUCUCAUAAUAUUUUUUUUUCUCAUUUGUCAUCUUUUUGAUAUUUCUAGGGCUUGUAACACUUUAUGCCAUAUGGCUUCAAAUUGUUCCCUUUUAUUUCUGUAGCCCACAUUUUUUCAAUAUUUUGGGGGGAUUUUAAUAAGGCUACAAUGUUUGGUUUAUUGUUUGAACAGUCGCUGAGAUUAUAUUUUCUUAUCAAUGCAAAAUAGGCUACUUUGAUACAUAGCCUAUAGAUCAGAUCAAGGAACCAAGCGAGCUUCAUUGCCUACACAACACUGCCCCCACGACUACUCAAGUAAUGACAUAGCGUGUUAUAAUGUUAAUGUGGUACGGGAGUAUGUCAAAUGUCGGAGCGCUCUACAAGGAGCCACCCCUUUUGAGACUAAAAAGGACAUUGCGACACUGCGCUACGCACCUGAUUGGCGGGCAGUAUGUUCUUAGAUUAAUGCAUUAAUUGUGUUAGAAAUAAAACCCUCAUGUCUUCUCCAUGUGCAGCAUGUAGCUAACAUGAUGCUUAGGAUGAAGAGGGAGUUUGCUGGCAGUCAGACACAGAUCCUACCUGUGUUUGACUCACUGCUGCUGCUGGACCGCAACAUAGACCUGCUCACCCCUCUGGCCACACAGCUCACCUAUGAGGGCCUCAUUGACGAAGUCUAUGGAAUCACCAACGGUGAGGAUGGGCCUCUGUUAAUGCAUGAAAACACAAUGCAAGCUAAAUACAGACAUAUUUAAUCACAUUGAUUGACAUAAAGACAUCUUGAGGGGUUUCUGUCGAUUUGUGUAUGGGGUUUUGGACCUUUGUGUGCUUUGUUUGCUUGUUUAUCUAUUCUGUGCGCAUGCAAACAUAGGUUAUGUCAAGUUGCCUCCUGAGAAGUUUGCUGCCCAAAAGAAGCAGGCUGAGGCGGGUAAAGACCUGCCCACGGAGCCCAAGAAGAUGCAGCUCAACUCCGCAGAGGAGCUGUAUGCUGAAAUACGGGACAAAAACUUCAACGCCAUAGGGGCUGCACUGAGCAAGAAGGCCAAGAUCAUCUCUGCUGCCUUUGAGGUUGGCUUCAUCCAAGCGUGCACAGACAGACAGAUUCUCUGUAACCACUCCUGUCUAAUUUGAUCCAAAUCACUUUGUUAAUGUGUUAUAAAGGUCACUUCACAAACUGGUGAUAACAAUCUCAGAUAAGUCCCAAUGUCAGACCACGCAAGCUCAAUUACAUUAGCUACCGCUUUCUCUAAUCAUAUCAAUUUGUGUUCUUAUUGAUAACCUUCUAUGUGCCAGGUAGACUUUUCAGAAGGUGGUUUUCCAAUGGCAAAAAGUAAAGCCAACUAACAAUUAGUAUUAUCGAUCAAGACCGUAAACACACUUUUUAUGAUAAAGGAGUGGCAGAUUAAAGCAACAAAAAAGCAGUUUUCUGCUGUGUUUAGGUUAUGCGUAAUCUCCCACUGAUUAUUUGUUACGCAUCCCCAACAGGCCUACACUUUUGGCAUCAUAACUGUCACUGGAUGUUUUGCAUGUGAUAAUUAGACUGAAUUAGACCCACACCUGUGGGUGUUUCAGUUGAUGUAUUCUUAUAUUUCUGUCUUGCCCAGACCUGUUCCCAAUCAAAGUUGAUUUUCUCUAGUUUGAUGGAUGACCGUAUCAGUGAGAGCAUCAGCUGUUCUCCAGGCAACACACCAUUUCUUACUACUGUUAUACCUACAUGGCAGCAUUCCAUACUGUAUGUUUAAUCUGAAAUCAUUCCCACAUAUUUGGGUUGAGUUCAGUGUCUGUUUAUUGUGUAGUUGAUAAGUAGAUUUUUUUGUAAUUACCUAGGGGAUUUUAGUCAUCUCAACCGGCUCUCACAUUUCACAACAUCUGUAUGUAACACUACACAGUCUCUUUUUUCCAGUGUUAAUGUUAGUUCAUUGAUUUUGUCUUGCAGGAGCGACAUAAUGCCAAAACAGUGGGCGAGAUAAAGCAGUUUGUGUCCCAGCUGCCCCACAUGCAGGCAGCACGGAGCUCGCUGGCCAAUCACACCUCUAUAGCUGAGCUCAUCAAGGACAUCACCAGUGAGAAGAACAACUUUUACUCCUUCUCCUUUCAUGUCCAACUAACAACUCUUCAUUCCUCAUCCCUUCUUUCUAUGUCUUCAUCUGUUUUUCUUCCUGCCCUCCACCCUAAAAAAUGGAUACAAUCUGAUCUUGGUGACAUUUAAUGUGGUGGACUUUGUCAAAUGUGUGGCAUAUCGUUUAGAGAAAGACUAUUGUUGAUACUCGUUGACAGAGGUAAAGGGAUAUUCUCUCUCUUUCUCUCUCACUCUGAUUCAGCCUCUGAGGCCUUCUUUGAUAACCUGACAGUGGAGCAGGAGUUUAUGACUGGAGUUGACACAGACAAGGUACACAAGGUUUUCAGUGCUUUGUAUAUUGUAGUGUGGACAUGUGGUUGGCUCUGAUAAUAUUUGAAGCUGCCUUCACUAUAAACAGAAUGUUUUGCUUAGUCCCUGCAUGCAUGUGUGUGCUCAUGUCUAGGCUUGCUGACCAACCGCCCCUUUUUCCCAUUGUCCAGGUUAACACAUAUAUUGAGGACUGCAUCGCCCAGAAGGAUCCUCUGAUCAAAAUCCUGCGGCUGGUCUGUAUGCAGUCGGUCUGCAACAACGGUCUCAAGCAGAAGGUGUUGGACUACUACAAGAGGGAGAUCCUUCAGGUGCAUUUUCUUCUGAUUACAUUACAAUAAGUCAGUGUUUUAAUACUAGUGAUGGUCUUUUGAAGAUGUGAUGAAAACUACUGUGGCAACAUGAUUGACCUGUGCUGUUUUCUCCAGACCUAUGGAUACGAACACAUGCUUACCCUCAACAACCUGGAGAAGACAGGUCUUCUGAAGCUCCAGACAAGCACCAGGAAUAACUACCCCACUAUCAGAAAGACACUCAAGCUCUGGAUGGAGGAUGCCAACGAACAGGUGAAUGAAUUCCAUGAGGGAGACAUAAUGUAGUCUGGGAGGGGGGAGGGUAACACUUACACCUGUGUAAUAACACUGUUAUUAUUCUAGUGACAAUUUAGUCAUUGCUUUGGAAUUGCACAAUAAUGGAGUUGGGUUGUUUUUUUUAUUAAGCAAGUUGAGGAAAAAAUGCUCAAAGCAUUAACCAAAUUUCUAUGUAACAACAACCUUACCAAAACUCAUGUGCAUACUUUAUCUCCGACUGUGAGAGUGGGAUUUGUAUGUAGUAUUGUCUGUACUGAUACCCAGCUUGUGUGUCUGUCAUCUUCCUCCAGAACCCCAAUGACAUCUCCUAUGUGUAUAGUGGUUAUGCUCCUCUCAGCAUCCGUCUGACCCAGGUGUUGGCCAGGCCCGGCUGGCGCAGCAUCGAGGAAGUUCUGAAGAUGCUCCCAGGUCCACACUUUGAGGAGAGACAACAGCUGCCUGCCGGCCUCCAUAAGAAACGUAAGGACCGCAGGAGACCAAGGCAGCCAGUUGCUCUCUUGCUCAACAAGCUGAGCUAUUGAAAGGCUGGGUGAAUGAUCACCUGUGUGGUGAUCUGCUGGCUGUAGAUAAGAGCUUGCUUUGUCCAUGCCGUGCCACAUGUCUUUGAGCAGCAGUUGAUUUAUUGUACACAGUGAACAAAACUGGACAUUACCGUUAAGUGUGCGUCUGUUUGGGUGAUUGUUUGUGUAUGAAAGAGGAGGGGCAGAGACCUUUCAGAGACCAGAGUGUUGAAUAUCCUUCUCAUCUUAAGCAUUGUAACUGUGCGUUGCUGACUCCAGGGUCAGUUUGGACAUCUCAUUGACAAGGGGAUAAUUAAUUUGAUGAGAUGCCUUUUAUUUACACCAUGUAAUGUGUUAAUUAGAACUGUGAGUUUGGGUAAUAGACAGUUGACUUGUUUUUACAUGUCUGCCAUAUCUUUGUUCUAGAAAGGUGAUAAUGGAAGACUGACAAUAGACAAGCCUGUUGUAGCAGGAAGAGGGCGGAGUUUGUUUGAGAUUUGAGAGAAUAAUGUGUGGGUGGGACAUGGGUGGAUGGGGGUUGACUCGAGGCGCUGUGUCUCUUACUUUCUUUGUGUAUUUACAUGUACAAUAUCGGUUUUUGAGAUUAAAGUAACCUCACUUCAAAACAAACAUACUCUGCUAAGUAAUAAUAUUAAUAAUUUGGUGGGUGCUUAUAUUUGUCCUGUUUCACAUGUGUGAAAUAGAAAUGUGUUUUUUGCAUUUACCAACUCCCCUUGAGUCACCCUCAGAGAGUGGUGCACCCUGUGAUCUCCACCCUGUUUGACUGUUUUCUCUCCCCACUCUGUCCCACAGGCCAGCAGGGGGAGAACAGGACCACACUGGUGUUCUUUCUGGGAGGGGUGACAUACGCGGAAAUCGCUGCCCUGCGCUUCCUGUCUCAGAUGGAGGAUGGUGGCACAGAGUACAUCAUUGCCACCACCAAGCUCAUCAAUGGUACCAGCUGGAUCAAGUCUCUGAUGGACCGCCCGGAGGCCCAGGCCCCCUGAGCCCGCUGCCGCCCCCUCGGGGGAACAGAUGCACAGCUAGACAGACACAUCAAACAGUCGGAACAAAAGACCUUGCCGCUUCUUUUUAAUGUCCAUAUUCCAGCGCCCUGCAGGUGUGUCUGAUUGAUCUCAGCAACUGUCAGUGUGAGGUGACCAGGAGUCAGCUCCUCAAUUCUCCCUGUCCUUUGCCUGCAACUCUAACAGCUUGCUAAAUGCACAUCUCCAUUGUCACCUGCUUUGGUCAUUGUAUGGAGCCGAGAAGAUGUAAUCUUACUUGGGGCAUGUUGGAAGGUUUUGAGAUCAUUGUAAAAAAUAUAUAUAUAUACUGUAUUAACACAAAGGCUGAAAGGAAGAUGCUUGUAUUAUUAUUGUUUAUUAUUUUUGUGAUUUCAACCUAUAUUUUGUGU
Molecule: messenger RNA, 13869 nt
Organism: Coregonus sp. 'balchen'
Lineage: Eukaryota; Metazoa; Chordata; Actinopteri; Salmoniformes; Salmonidae
Source: the annotation of a GenBank genome assembly